GCUACUUGUCAAUUGUCAUUUUCAGAUUUGGCAGUGCCAAAACAUUUUUUUGUGUGAAAUUUUUUCCCACCCGCGCCUAGUGACAUUCCCUCUUCAAGUUGGCAACCUGUCGCGCCAAUUCUUAUCGCCAUUGCCUCCUUUGAUUUUUUGCGACAUCAAUUUCACAAAAUGUCCGCAAUGAGCUUCUUCUACUUCUCCGUGUGCCACGUGUGCAAAAUCGAGAGCGCCACUUUGAAAAAAUGCAGCAAAUGCAAGCUAGUCCACUACUGCAGUCAAGAGCACCAGCGGCAGGAUUGGCAGGCCCACAAAGACCUCUGCAAGGUGAUAACCGACACAAGCACGCGGUUCAGGUUCACCGGGCGCAGCCCCACGGCGUUCAACCGGUUCAAGAUCGUCACUGGGGUGCUGUGGCACUUCGAGCUCGGGCGAGACCUCAGCGUGAGCGAGCACGAAAUGUGGAUGUACCCAAAAGUCUGCGCCGUCUGCUACAAGGGUUUGGUGAACAUCGUGUGCACCAAGUGCUGGAGCGUCGUUUACUGCUCCGAAACGCACCGCAUGCUGCACGAGACGCAGCACAAGGAGUUCUGCUCCAAGCUGAAGCUGUGUCUGAAGAUCCACCAGGUGAUGUUCAGCGAAGAGCGGGAGUGGGAGCGGUUGAGUUUUGAUUUUGACGACUCUGUGUUGGAGCUGCCGGAUAAUAUUUGCGACGUCGUGAGGAUGAUAAAGUUUAAGAACGACGUUGACUACUGGAAAAAAGCUUUGGAUUUGAUUCUGAUGACGGAGUUUUUCUGUUCUGCGGUCAAUGUAGUCUACGCUUUGGAGACGUGUAAGUUCGUGGAGAGGCGUAUUGCUAUUAAAACUAAGUUGGUUAUUCAUACUACAACGACUGAGAUUAGCGAGAACACGAGCUGGGGGGUGCUCAUGGAGUUUUUGUCCCACUGGAUUUAUAAUCUGGAAGGGGUUAAAAUUUACGUCGUCAGUACUGCUUUGCACAAAGAGCGACGCUUGUCGUUUAGUCUCAAUUGUGGCGCUUGUAGAGAAAAGCGAUUUAACUCUUCGGUGAUGUUUAUUAAGGCGGAAUAUCACGAAGUUGUUGGUAAAAUUCCUUGCCCCGAUUUGAUCGUUAUGUUUAAUCCAUGUCUCCCGGAUGUGGGUUUGGUUGAGUGGAGUGAAACCGUCCCAAAGCUGCUGGCAUACCAAAACGCCCCCAUCAUUCUCACGUCUUAUACUAUGGAAGAGUUGCAAAAGUCCGUCGGGAAGUUCCCUCCACCAUGGAUCAAGUCCUAUGUCAAACCUCAAGAAAAUCUGUACAGUAGCUUGAGACCUGUCAGGAAUUCCGAGGAGGGGUCUGAUCCUGUUAUCUACCGCAACAAUUUCGUCUCAAUUAUUGCCAAAAAUUAAAACAUAAUUUAGGUUUACCCUGGGUUGGUCUUAUUGCAUAUAAUUUUAUUUUUGAUGUUUUUCAAGUUUUCUUUGUUCAUUAAAAUACUACAUUACUACCAUAA
Molecule: messenger RNA, 1505 nt
Organism: Zophobas morio
Lineage: Eukaryota; Metazoa; Arthropoda; Insecta; Coleoptera; Tenebrionidae
Exons: 2
Coding region: 169-1401 (410 amino acids)
Source: RefSeq, a predicted model, not a curated record